Drosophila bipectinata is the source of this 6296-nucleotide messenger RNA. RefSeq names its product sentrin-specific protease 6 veloren (gene velo). NCBI's taxonomy places the organism in Eukaryota, Metazoa, Arthropoda, Insecta, Diptera, Drosophilidae. Gene Ontology annotation, cellular component: cytoplasm; nucleus. The record is from RefSeq and is a predicted model, not a curated record. Gene Ontology annotation, biological process: protein desumoylation; proteolysis. Gene Ontology annotation, molecular function: SUMO-specific endopeptidase activity.
GGAUCUUCUUCUUCCCCCAAUUCGGAAGAGCGCGAUGCUAACAACAAAACACCCAGUGACCAUACCCGCGAUAUCAAUUAUCAAAAAAAAAUUCGCUAUUCCCAAACUUUUACUUCAAAACUUCACGAAGUCGCCAAAAAUCAAGUCAAACGGCAAAAUGCAGAGUUGUUCGCGAAAAUUAAUGGAAUUUAGUGCAACUCCAGUGGUCUGCUCGAAUAGAGGUCCCUUUAUUCAGGCUACAUGCCAAACAGAGGGACCACUAAACAUUAGACGAAGAAGAGGGUGCAAGGCACACUUCGAUAAACUAGCGCCACAAAACACAACGCAGCAAAGUGUUUGUAAACAGCUGUCGUGGAUGUCUGCCGGUAGAGGGCGCUCGCGCUUCUUUGUUGGCAUUGCCAGUCGCGAGUGUUGGAAAUGCUGCCCUGCAAACGCCAUAUUUAAUUCUGCCUGUUUUAAUAAAACGCGAAGAAAGUCGGAAUUUUCACGCAAAACUAUGCUUAAAUGCUUUUGAAAGUGUAUUUAAAAGAACUGUCUUAGAAUGUUUUAACUCCCGAAGGAAUACAAAACGAUAGAGGAAACGAGCGGCUCCCACGCAGUUGCGUUUUUGGAAAGUCCGGAGCCAGCGAGAAAUGGAGCAGUAUAUUGUUCCCAUCGAAGAGCCCGUUUACUCGGAUCUGCAGGUAGUGCAAGUGCCCCAAGACGAGGUGGGGUCGCUGGUUCUACAGGAUGACCAGCAACUGGUUUUUAACGAUCAACAGCAAGUAGUGUACCAAACAGCAGCCCCGGCCCAAUAUCAACAGGCCCAGCCCCCUCCUGCACCGACAUACCAUAUCAUAGGGGGCGACGAUGUUGCCCAACAGCAGCAGCAACACCAACAACAGCAGCAGCAGCAACAACAGCAACAGCAGCAGCAGCAACAACAGCAAGUUGUAAUGCACCAUCAGCAGCACCAAGUGCAGCAGGUCCACUACCAGCAACAGCAGGAUGCGCAACAGCAACAGCAGCAGCAGCAACAACUUCACUUGGAGCAGCAGCAACAGCAGUACGUUCAGCAUCAGCCGCAGCCGCCCGCCCUCCAGCACACGCAACAGAUUUAUUACACCUCCGAGCAAGUCCUGCAGUCGAAUGCGAUUGUCCAGCACAUGCAGCAGCAGCAGCAGAAGAAGCAGCAGCAGGUGCUCCAGCAGCAACAGCAGCAGCAGUACCAGCAGCACGCGCCCUCCUACCAGGUUCAGGCCAGCCCACAGCCCCCCCAGUUGCUGCAGACCCCCCCGCAGCAGCAUCAGCAAGCGCAGCCGACGCAAACCUUGCAGCUCCAGACAUCUCCCAGCCAGCCUCAACAGCAGCCGCAGCAGCAUCAACAGAUUGUCUAUCGCAUGACAACAACGCCCCAGCAACAGAGGCCCAUCAGCAUGUUAAACAACACACACGUCAUUGUUCAACAGCAGCCAGUUCUGAUACAAACUCCGCAGCAUCAGGAACUUAUUAUGCGUCAGGCCACCGCCAUUCACCCGUAUAACAACCGUGUCGUUUACGCCACGUCCCCGCAACAGCAGCAGCAACAGCACGUCCUCCAGCAGCACGUCCAGCAGCAGCAAGUGCAACAGCAGCAUGUCCAGCAACAGCAGCAGAUGCAACUGCAGGCCACGGCGCAGACGGCUCACCUAGUUCAGACCCGUGUGGUGCCGCAGCAGACCCAAAACGUCGUCUACCAGCAGUUGCAAGUUCAGAAAGUGCCGCAGCAGCAACCACAGCAGCAGACUCAGGGGCCGCAACAGCAGCAGCAGCAGCUGGUAGCCCAGCAACCUCAGCUCGUGGCCACUUCCGUCGCUGGAGGUGGAACUCAGCUAGUUCGCGCCUCGUUCAGGGCGAAGUCCCCGCGAGGUGGAGCGGUUCUGACCAGACCAGGAACGUUAAUUACUACCAGGCCGACUCUGACCCCCACAGCUAUCGUGAGACAAGUGCGACCCAGAGGAGGAGCAGCGGGAGGAGUGGCUGGGGGAAUCGUCCGUGGAAUGCGGCCCACAGGCGUGAGACCCCGGGCCCAGUUUGUGGUGGCGCAGGCCAGCGGGGCCGAGGGUCAAACUAUGCAGAUUGUGACCCAGGCGCCAAUGAAGCAAAUCACCAUUAGCACGAACGUCGGUCAGGGCCAGCAACAGCAGCUGCAGCAGCAGCCUCGUCACAUCUACCGCACGCAUAUGGUCACCGAUGGAGGUCAGCAGCAGCAGCAGCAACAACACAUGUUAAUGAUGCGACAGUCCCCGAUCCGGUAUAGAGCUCCGGUCUCCUUGAGCUCAGCAGUGCCAGCCCCAGUUGCAAGUCCUGCAGCCACCACCAAUGCUCCGACCCAGCCAUCCGGCACUAUUGGGAUGGACGUGGAGGAGACGAUUCAAGCGGCUGUGCUGAAGAAGCAACAGCAAAAGCCCCCUCCUCCUAUUCAACCAGUCGCCCCCCUCCAAAUGCAGCCCAUGCAGAUUGGUUCGGGAACCACCCUAACCACGUUUUAUCCUGGAAACAAUGCCACCCAGGAAGACGAUCAGCCGCAGCAGCAACAGCAGGUGGUGCAGAACACUAGUCAAGUGGUGCGCUCCGCCAGCGGCUCCAGUAUGUCCUUGGCAGAGUAUAAGAAGCGAGCAGCCUCCACGGCACCGGUGGCUGGAGCCAGCCCAGGACUUACGCCUUUGAGGCCAUCUGCGGCUGGAACUCUGAUACGUCCGGCGUCCAAACUGCCGCAAUCGCCUCUGUCGCUCGGAACGAGGAUCAUGCAACCUCAACGAGCUGUCGUAGCCCCCGUUCCCGCCCCUGCUCCACCGCCAUCCAGCCAACAAGGCUCUUCUGUGCAGCAAACCUCGCACAACAACUACGAAAUACACUCGCAGCACGUGCUCAACAACCGAGCUGGCCAGCCUAUAGCUGACCGGGACAAGAACAGUGCGAAAAUGUUGGUCAUCCUGGCCAGCGGCGAACAACGACUGAUAACCUUUACUUUACCACGGGAGUCCUGCACCGUGCAGGAUCUCCUCGAGCAAGUCGGAGUGUCCUUCGACAACACCACCACCAUUCAGUGUGUGGAGCACCGGGGUGCCAAUGUGGACUUUGUGGUCACAGUGGGAUUCUCUGUGAACGAAUCGGCCAGCGAACUGAUAUCCCGGGCUGAGGAGAGUCUCCAGAUGAACCGCCAACCCGAAAACACCUCCCAGUCCGCUGGAGCUUCCAACAAUUCGUCGACGAGUGUCUCGCCUGCCUUCGCCCAGGCAACUGCAGCAGCGGAGCAGGCGAAGCGCGAGGCAGCCAGUACCUCUGCUGGCAGCCAACCAAAUACCCCAGCAGCCGCUGCGGCUGCCACCAAUGCAUCUGGUCCCACAGCAAGCCGGAAGCUGAUCGACGGAUUUCUGGCAGUCUGCCAGCAGUGCGGCUUUACUGGAAUGGAUCAUGCCCGCUGUGAUCGCUGCAAGCGCGUCUUCUCGGAGCCCCCGAAACGAAAGUCGUACAUCCUGAAGUCCAGUGCCGCGUCCUCGCCAGCCUCGUCAACCUCGAGCGAACCAGUCUCCACGGUAUCAGCUGUGGUGGUGGAAAAGAAGAGAGAAAUGGUGGCGGCGGCCCGAUUCAAUAAACAAUUGGCCGGAGUUGCCUACGGCACGGGAGUAGGCGUUGGUCCACGCGGAAGAGGGUCACUGGCCCUGCGUGGAGGCAGAUCCCGGGGUGGCAGACGAGUUGCCGAAGUAGAUCCCGUCGUGCUACUGAGCAGCGAAGAUGAGGCCGAUGCCGACGACGGAAGGACAGAGGCUGGAAAUGUGCCAUCAAACAACUCUAAAAUAAAUUCCAACGGCACUCUGCACCAAUUUUCUGCUUCUUUCUCCUGUGAACCAACACUCCCGGAUAUCGAUGAGGAACCGCUGUACAAAGAUUUCACUCGCGACGAUGUUCUUGAUCUGUCCGAUGUACAGGAGGCGGAGAAGUUUUCCACGUCUAUUACCUGCAGCUCUGUGCGUCUGGUGCCCUUCCGCUUCGAACUGACCGAGCCGAUCUACUUCACCUCCAAGGGCAUCCGAAUCUCCGGCAUUGUGCAGGACAUCGAGAACGACAAGGACGACAAGUUCACGCUUAACAUUCACAAGCACGAGGUAAUAAAGGUAAUCGCACAUUUUGGAAAUGCGGACAAGACGCAGCCCCUAGUCACGCUCUACUUGCUGAAAACCUGCGCCCAGUACGUCAAAACCGAGCUGCAACUGCCCGACGAUCCUCUGGAUGACCGAGACACCCCCUAUAAGUCCAGCACGGUGCACACCCGUCGCUUGAUCCUGCUCUUCGACAGCAUAUCCCUUUCCGCUCGCGAGACCAUCAAGUCCAUGUUCAACUGCCUUGAUGAGAUAUCCUCCGCAGACGCGGCCGAGAUAAUCGAGCGAAUAGCCGAUUCGGACCGCAAGACCUUGGACAAGAACACACAGCCGUCUUCGCGGCAGCUUAGAGCCGAUGAGCAGGUCAAUCUCCUGAUGUACCCACCGAAGGGAACCGGCAGCUUGUGCAUUCGCAUGGAGGACUAUGUGUGCCUCACCAAGGAGUCCUACCUCAACGACAUCAUCAUCGACUUUUACCUGCUCUGGCUGCGCAACAACUUGAUUCCAGAGGCUCAGCGCGAGAGGACGCACAUCUUCAGCACCUUCUUCUACAAGAGACUGACGACGCUAACGCGCCCGGCCGAUAUGAAGCAGACGGCGGCUCAGAAGCGCCACGCGAGGGUGCAAAAGUGGACCAAGCUGGUGGACAUCUUCGACAAGGACUUUAUCAUAGUGCCCAUCAACGAGCAGUCCCAUUGGUUCCUAGCCAUCAUAUGCUUCCCCAACCUCAAGGGUCCAGUUACGUAUGACACCAACCAGCCCGUAGAACCCCAGCAGCUGAAGAGGCCACGCGGGAAGAAGGUUUCUCUGCAGAUUGGAAACACAACCAUAACCCCGCUUUCGAAGAGGGACGGAGCUGCGCUGCCGGCCGCCCUCACGGCAGACAAUAUAUGCCGGAUUGCGGACGACGAGAGCGAGAGGGACGAGGCGGAGGGCGAUGACAGCGACAUGGCCUCGGACGACAGUGAGAACUCGAACUCAGCCAAGGAACCUGCAGCCAGUACUGCAAGCACGCCCGCCAGCACACCCUCUGCGGCUUCGCAGCCCGCAUCCAGCGGUCCAGCGCGGGUCGGAAAACAGGAUGAAAUCCCUGCCGUCAAGCAACCCCUCAUCCUGAUAUUUGAUUCGCUGGCCGGCGCCUCCAGGAGCCGGGUGGUAGCCACUCUGCGAGACUAUCUCACCUGCGAGUACCGCGUGAAGAAGCCGGAUGCGCAGGCGCACGUCUUCAACAAGGACAACAUGCCAGGCCACUGCGUCAAGGUGCCCCAGCAGAACAACUUCACCGACUGCGGGCUGUAUCUCCUGCAGUACGUGGAGCACUUCUUCAGUGACCCCAUCAGAGACUACAGGCUGCCCAUCAAGCAGCUGACCAACUGGUUCGAUUUCCUUACGGUGACGAAAAAGCGCGAGGACAUUGCCAAUCUCAUCCAGCAGCUGAUGGACGAUGGCGACAAGCAGCAACAGCAGCGACGCAUCCUGCCCGUCAUCGAGUUCCCCACUCUGAAUGGUCAGCUGGUGGAGUAUCCGGAAGACACAGAGAGUGCCGAGUUCGAGGAGGAGGAGGGUCAUGACGAUGAGGAUCCGGGAAGUGAGUUGCACGACGAAAAUAACGCCGUCACUGAGAUGGAGGUGGAUCCCGUGAACGAGGAGCCGAUGCCGGAGGCCAAGGUCACACCGCUGGCCGUAACAACGACCUCGGGAAAGCGGUUUGUGCUGAAACGCCGUCUGCAGAACGGAUCUUUGUCUAGUCCCAGCAACGGAAACGGCAACGGCGACUCGAGUAAUGGCGGGAGCACCAUAAUGCCCCAGCUGGUGGCCACGGGGACGAACUCCACACCCGGAACCGCCACUCACCUGGCGCCCCGCGGCCCAAGUGGCGGCCUGAAGAUCCGAAAGAUCGAACCAUAACAUGAACCGACUCUCCUCAGGAGAGAGCAUCCCGAUCAUAAGCCCUACCUGCCUGCGCUCAUCCAGCUGCCACAGUUGCGGCGCCCCCUGUAAAUACACGCCUCAUCGGUUAUUUUAAUGAAUAUAUAUUAAUUCCAGUUGUUUCAUAAAAGAUCAGGAGUGACGCCACUAGAUGGAAAAAAACUAAAAUAUAAAAAAGACUACAUUCAUUUGUAUGCAAUACAAUACAAAUAAACAUUUUUAUAAUAAUUACUAGAAAAGUUAAAA